UAUAUCUUUAAUUUUGCAAUCCCUAUUGCAACAUAGGGAUUGCUCAAGCAGGGUUACCGCCUCCCUCUCCCAAUCAUCAGGCAACCCAUCCAUGUGGCCGGUUGCACAUGACUGGGCUGGCAAGGCAUGCUCAAGCAUGGGCACAGCCUGGCACAGUGGGCACGCUGCCCUCGCCAGGUUGCGCCUCUGACUUUCACCCGGAUUUGCGCCGCGUGCAUCAGAUUGCUGGUCCCCAAAGCCAGGUGGGAAGAGGAGAAACGAGACGAUGGGGUCAAAUGGCAUAAGUUACACCACAAAGGACCCUACUUUGCUCCACCCUACGAGCCUCUGCCAAACUCCGUCAAGUUCUACUACAAUGGCAGGCCUAUGAAACUCAGCCGGGCCACCGAGGAAGUGGCGACGUUUUUCGCCAAGAUGCUGGAUCACGAUUUUGCACGCAAGAAGAUUUUCCGGGACAACUUUUUCUGUGACUGGUUGCAGGUCAUGACUCCUCAGGAAAGGAAGAAAAUCAAAGACCUGAAGAGGUGCGAUUUCAGCGACAUCCAUAACUAUUUUCUGGAAAAGCAAGAAGCCCAGAAGGCUUUGUCCAAGGAAGCGAAACAGAGGCUGAAAGAGGAGGCAGAAAGGAUCCAAGAGGAAUAUGGUUACUGCGUAAUUGACGGGCAUCGGGAGAAGAUCGGGAACUUCAAGACCGAGCCUCCGGGUUUAUUCCGGGGCCGUGGGGAUCACCCCAAAAUGGGGAUGCUGAAGAAGAGGAUAAUGCCAGAAGACGUCAUCAUCAAUUGUAGCAAAGAUUCAAAGGCCCCCCGGCCUCCGCGUGGUCACAGGUGGAAGGAAGUCAGGUGUGACAACACGGUUACCUGGUUAGCAUCCUGGACAGAGAACAUUCAGGGCUCCAUCAAAUAUAUCAUGUUGAACCCGAGUUCCAAGUUGAAGGGAGAAAAAGACUGGCAAAAAUACGAAGUGGCUCGUCGCUUGAAGAAGGUGGUUCACCGGAUCCGACAUCGGUACCGGGCAGACUGGAAAUCCAAGGAGCUGAAGAAGCGGCAGAUAUCCGUGGCACUCUAUUUCAUCGAUCAGCUGGCCCUGAGGGCAGGGAACGAGAAGGAGGAAGCGGAGACGGCCGACACAGUGGGCUGUUGCUCUUUGCGAGUAGAACACAUCGCUCUGCACGCACGGCAGGGAGGCAAGGAGAACGUGGUGGAGUUUGACUUCCUGGGCAAGGACUGCAUCCGUUACUACAACAAGGUGUCCGUGGAGAAGCAGGUGUUCAAGAACUUGCAGCUGUUCAUGGAGGAGAAAGAACCUGGAGACAACCUCUUCGAUAAGCUUUCUACAACAACGCUGAACAAACAUCUCCAGGAUCUGAUGGAUGGGUUGACAGCAAAGGUCUUCCGGACUUACAAUGCGUCCAUCACGCUGCAGGAACAGCUCGAAGCACUGACCAAUGAGAAGGACAGUCUGGCUGCUAAGCUCCUCUCCUACAACCGAGCCAACCGAGCAGUGGCCGUUUUGUGCAACCAUCAGCGGGCGACUCCAAAGACCUACGAGAAGUCCAUGAAGAACCUCCAGGCAAAGAUAGACGCCAGAAAGGACCAGCUGGCUGAUGCAAAAGUGGGGCUGAGAAAAGCCAGGGCGGAACACAAAUGCAAGAAGGAGGCCAAAUCAAGAGCUGCCGUAGAAAAGAAAAAGAAACUGGUGAAGAAGAUCGAAGAACAGCUGGCGAAGCUGAAAUUCCAGGCCACCGACAAAGAGGAAAACAAGCAGAUCGCUCUGGGCACCUCGAAGUUGAAUUACCUGGACCCCCGCAUCACUGUGGCCUGGUGCAAACGGUUUGACGUGCCCAUCGAGAAGGUUUACAACAAAACUCAGCGCGAGAAGUUUGCGUGGGCCAUUGCGAUGGCGGAUGAAGAUUUUGUAUUCUAAAGGGAUCUAGGCUACUCCCGGCUUGUUGUGGGUCACUCGUUGGCAUGUAUUGUGUGCCUUUGCUAGCACGGAGGGCCGUUUUGCAGACAUAAAAUACAUACCUAAAGGAGAA
This is a messenger RNA of Ahaetulla prasina, 2038 nucleotides long. It is a transcript of the gene TOP1MT, whose product is annotated as DNA topoisomerase I mitochondrial. The transcript has 14 exons. The record is from RefSeq and is a predicted model, not a curated record. Gene Ontology annotation, cellular component: mitochondrial nucleoid; chromosome. Lineage: Eukaryota; Metazoa; Chordata; Lepidosauria; Squamata; Colubridae. Bases 127 to 1926 code for a protein of 599 amino acids. Gene Ontology annotation, biological process: DNA topological change; DNA replication. Gene Ontology annotation, molecular function: DNA binding; DNA topoisomerase type I (single strand cut, ATP-independent) activity.